UCCCCUUUGGUCGUACAUCGGCCUUUUUAUCGCCGGAAAUCUGCAACAGGGUUCUUAUAUAAGCGCUCAAACUCGAGCUCCCAACAUCAUCAUCAUGUGGGCAUCCUGCUACAGAGGUGGCGGCCAUGUCAAAACGUGACCGAGUCGGAUACUAUCACUAUACACGCAGCCGUCCCGCGUCCAACAGUGAUCAACAGUCCUUGUACUACUACCGCCGCCCGUCCCAGGCUCCUUUGGACCCCCGCCGAACAAAAACAAGCUCUUCUGUCCAACCGUUGUUGUUAUUGUUGUUGCUGUUGUCAUCGUCAUCAUCUAUCUGCAAUCCCACAACCUCCAUCUCCACUGUUUUCGAAACUCUGCACGGUGUCCACCAACUUGUUCCGUGCAUUCUUUUUUUGUUCCGUGGUUUUCUCGACUUAUAGCGGUGACCAGAGUGGUGCGGUAAAGGUGCGACGACGACUCCUACGAUUCAGAUUCACACCAUGUGCUGUCAACGCUGUCACCGGAUAUCCGGCCUUCGCAUGUGCAGCGCAGACGGCGAAGGGGAAAAGGCAAAGCGCGAGUCGAGCUGAAAAAUGUCUAACGAUGCUUCUCGGUGCGCCCAAUGAUAACCACUUGCCU
Periconia digitata is the source of this 621-nucleotide messenger RNA. NCBI's taxonomy places the organism in Eukaryota, Fungi, Ascomycota, Dothideomycetes, Pleosporales, Periconiaceae. The record is from the annotation of a GenBank genome assembly.